GUCCCGGUUCCGGAGAUGGGAGGCUUCCGGGUGUGGGGCCGCGUCUCGGGGGGAUGGCGCCGGGGACUGGGGGUCUGCUCGCGGCCCCGGCACGCCGGCUGCGACGCCCGGGCCCGGCGGCAGCCGCAGCCCCGCGGCUCGGAUCCCUCGGGGGCCCCGGGGUGGCCGCGGCCGGGCGGCCUCGGGCGGGAGGAGCUGCUGGACGCGCUGCGGGCGGCGCAGCUGCACCGGGAAGGGCCUCUAGUGACGCUGAACAAGCCCCCGGGACUGCCAGUGUCAGGAAAACCUGGAGAGCUGACAUUGCAGUCUGUGCUGCCUGAGCUGAGCCAGGCGCUGGGGACUGGGCCGCUCCAAGUGGUCCGGGCACCUGGGAAGGAGCCCUCGGGGCUCGUGCUCCUCUCCAGUUGUCCCGAGACAGCCAGCCGCCUGCAGAAGUACUUUUCCCACUGCAGGAAGGCCCAGAGACCCACAGCCACCUACUGGGCCGUCACUGAUGGCAUCCCCACCCCCUCCGAGGGGAAGAUCUGCGUGGCCCUGGCCCUGGUUCACACUGAUGACGUCAGCCGGGUGGUUCCGGUCAAGUCCCCAUCCCGAAAGGACAUUGUGGAAGGUGUCAAGAGGACCCUCAGCCACUUCCGGGUGAUGGCUACGGGCUCUGGCUGUGCCCUGGUCCAGCUGCAGCCACUGACAGGGUUCCCGUGUCAGCUGCAGGUGCACCUGAUGCUGCAGCUGUGCCCGGUGCUGGGGGACCACGCGUACGCCGCGCGGGUGGGCACCGUCCUCGGCCAGCGCUUCCUCCUGCCAGCCGACGCCAGGCCCCGGACACAGGUCCUGGACGACGCCCUCCUCGGCCUCCUGCGCCUCACCCCCGCCCAGGCCACCCGCCUGCCUCUGCACCUCCACCUGCACCGGCUUCUCCUCCCCAGCACCAGCCGCAGGGGGGCCCCCGGGGAGCUCCUGGCUCCCCUGCCCCCCUACUUCUCCAGGACCCUGCAGUGCCUGGGGCUCCCCGAGUAGCCGCCCUUCCUCCACGUGUCCCCGCCUUGCCGUGCAGAGGGGAGCCCGGGGUCAGCGCCGCGUGGUUUGUGUCUUAGGCCCCAAAUCGGGGGACCCUGAGACCAAGUCCCGGCCAGGCCGCGCUCGCUGCGUCCGCUGGGGAAGGGACUCCUCUCUCGACUUGAGAUAAUAAAAAUUCCUACCUCAGGGUCUGCUUCAGAGGACUUGCUGGUAAACAGAGGUUUACCGUG
Perognathus longimembris pacificus (Pacific pocket mouse) is the source of this 1247-nucleotide messenger RNA. RefSeq names its product RNA pseudouridine synthase D3 (gene Rpusd3). Gene Ontology annotation, molecular function: RNA binding; pseudouridine synthase activity. The coding region runs from base 16 to 1017 and encodes 333 amino acids. Lineage: Eukaryota; Metazoa; Chordata; Mammalia; Rodentia; Heteromyidae. Gene Ontology annotation, biological process: pseudouridine synthesis. The transcript has 9 exons. The record is from RefSeq and is a predicted model, not a curated record.